AUAUAUAUAUAUCCAGUGGUGGAUCGAAAUAUAUUUUUUAAUUAAUUUUUAAAAUAUUAUUAAAAUUUCUACACGUGUCCUGUUAUGGGAUGUAUGCAUCUUAAAUUUGCCAGCAGUUACUGCAUGUUGAUCCUUUAAGAAUCUAGAAGGCUAUAUAGACCCCUUUAAUGAGACACUCCUAUCUAUCUUUUUCACCAUUUUGAAAACAAGCCUCACAUAUAACGGGGGCCCUAACGAAGGUAAAUCAAAAAGGUCGAGCGAAAUUUAGUCAUCAAUAAUUUAUGAUAAUAGAUUCGGCUUAAUGCAGCCUCUAUUUCAUUUGAAAAGAAAACAAACUGAAGAGCGGUUUGAUGUGGCUUUCGACGAAUUAUGGAAGGCUGUUUGAAGUUAAAUCAGUAAGACUGGGCAUUGACAAUGGAUUAGAAUCCAAAGCCGAUUUGAACUGACCACGGCAACUAUUCCGGUUUUGCUAAACACAGUUAUGUGAAUAUGCGACACAUCAAAACAUAAUGAACGCGAACAAAAUUGCAGUUGGAGGAACCGCCGCUGCAUCUAAAAGCAACCGACUCCACUCAUUGUUGGACCAGCUGGAGAAAGUAUGGCCACUGGCAGUGCCUGAUCCUCCAAGCGACAAAGAUAUCGAGCACGUGAGGUACAUUUCUAACAAGCUCCAGCAACUACUCUCGUCGCAAGAAAAAUGCCGAAAAGAGCUGAUCAACAAAAACCCCAAUGGAGUGUACAAAAUGCUGACAGCGCUGGAGGCCACAUCAAAAUGGGACAUCCAGGCGACGUACAACCUCGUUUCUUGUUUCAACGAACUCCUCACUUCUGGGAAGAGGAUUGGCGCAUUGACAGACCACGAGUUGCCAGAAACAUUAUUCAGGACCUUGGUCUUGGUGACGUCUCGUGACACACCCAAAGAUAGUGCCAUUACGGAGGAGCUUGUCUUGAUAUUGCAUAUUGUGUUCUCGAAAAUGGGUACAAAAGACAAACGCUUCGCAGUGCAAGCGCGCAUGACGGGCGCGUUACAGGUCAGCCUGAACGUCGCCAAGCAAAACCCACAGAACUUCAAAGUCUUGCAUCCUGUGCUACAAGUGCUUAAGAUCUAUGCAAACAGCCCUGUUAACUGCAACAUAAUGGUGAAAGGUGGUGGAAUUGAAACGUUGAUAAAGAUAUUGCCAUUCUGUGGUCAAAAACGCGUUCUUUCCGCCAAAAUUAUUCUGGAAAUUCUGGCACUUCUCGUGAAGUCAAAGAUUGGAGCAAGAAGAGCGGUACUCCAAGGCGCAGUUCCUCUCCUUCUCAACAUGUUUGUAGAUUGGCAUCGCACUGAUCACAGGCAUAGACAGACGACCUUGCGGAAAAGCAUCUUAACUGUUCUAAAGAACAUCAUCAUGAUAAACAGUGGAAGGAAGGCACUGGCUCAGAUUGAUGGCAUGAAAGUUCUUUACAACAUUGCAAUGGAAGGGUUAGAAUGUAAAGAGCUAGAUGGAAUGAUCAAGCUGAUCAUAUUGAUUCUUCGGCGGUGCUUCGCUAGGCCUUACCUUCCUCUGCGCAGCAACCUAAGCAUUUUCAGUUACCGCGUCCGGUCCCCUCUUGAAACCGGAAGCAGUACUGAGAACUCAGAGGAUGAUACGGGCGUAACCGAGAGUUCCGAAGAAGACAUUUGUACUUUCAAAGCUACAGCUGAUUUUCAAAUUGAUGUCGAAGAUAAUGAUGAUGCAAAUGUUGAUGACGAAGUACAGAUGACAAAAGAUGACUUCGACAAGGAAACUUGUUUGGGGGGUGACCCAAAAAGACAACGAACUGACUUGGCAAUGUAUGAAGAAUUUAUUAAAGAAAUGUUUGAUUUCGCGGUUGAUCCGAGUGCCGAGUACACCGUCGAUGAACAUUUUGCAAACGAUUCUCUGAUUAGAAUUCCGACCGCGACGAUGGAGAGUCCAGCAAGUUUCUUCGGCUCUAACGACUUUUCGUCGUUUAAUCAAAUCUCUUCUCGGCGAAGCUAUUCGCCAAUCAAAAAGUCAACGAGCUUGGACAGUAACAGUAUUCUGUCAGAAAGACGAAGCGAGAACAAAAACAUUGUUUUUUCAAGCGAUUCAGAUAAUGAGGUUGAAAUAACCACAACAACGACACUGUUUGAGCCAGGGGGCUUUGCACCUGAAUCACCGAUGAUGUCGCCAGGGAGAACCAAGACUCCAAGUAUGCCCUCGAUUCCAUGCCAGCGGACUUCUGGGAAUCUUGACGGCAUUGACUUCCUGGUAACAGGCAUGCGAUUGCAUAGCAACUCCAGCUCGUCCCCGGCAUUAAAAGACUAUUUAAGCAACAAGUAUGCGGCGAAAGCCAAAUGUUUGGAUACAGACGCCGAAGACUUACCCAAGUCUGAAAUUUCUCGAUGCGAAAAGUCUCGCAGUGAUGUCGAUGCAUUGUCGGCCGUCGAUUUACAGCGUCAACAUUCGCUUGAAGGGUUUUCGUUUGAAAGAAAACACCUGUUACCCUUUGUAAAAGAGGCCUCCCCAAGCGUGUAUGGGCAUCAUCCUGUGGUGGACCCGGAGCCGUUACUUGAGAAGAGAGUUGGUAUUCACAGGGUGAUGAUAUUUCACGACUUCUAUCGAUUCAUUUGCCCAGAGAAGCUCAUAAACCGUGUUGUGUUUGAUCUCGAUGACUUGGUUUGCGACGGCCUAAAAGGUUCAUCCAAGCAAUCCAUUGCCAGCACGUAUUUGCUCUCGCCAAAGAGGAUAGGUCUGACCAGCAAGAGGUCGUCAACCAAGUUGAUUCUACUGAUUUGUUUUACCUUCAGGGUGAUGAUAUUUCACGACUUCUAUCGAUUCAUUUGCCCAGAGAAGCUCAUAAACCGUGUUGUGUUUGAUCUCGAUGACUUGGUUUGCGACGGCCUAAAAGGUUCAUCCAAGCAAUCCAUUGCCAGCACGUAUUUGCUCUCGCCAAAGAGGAUAGGUCUGACCAGCAAGAGGUCGUCAACCAAUAUUUCAAACGUCAACGAAGACACACUGUCAGUUCCCUCGCUUCAGUUUGAGUCUCGUUUUGAAUCUGGCAAUCUGAGGAAGGCCAUACAAAUUAGGCCAUUUGAAUACGAUUUGAUCCUCAACGCAGACACCAAUUCAGAUCACCACUGCCAAUGGUUUUAUUUCGAGGUUUCAAAUAUGGAGGCAGAUGUUCCCUAUAGGUUCAACAUUAUCAACUGCGAGAAAUUCAAUAGUCAGUUUAAUUUUGGAAUGCAACCCGUAAUGUACUCUACAAAAGAAGCAGAAGAUGGCCAGCCUGGAUGGGAGAGAACUGGCUCAAAUGUUUGUUAUUACAAAAAUUUCUACUUGCGGAAGAUAGAUGGCCUUUCUGGAAAUAAGUAUUAUUUUACAACGACAUUCACGAUUAGAUUCCCGCAUGCUGACGACGUUUGCUAUUUGGCCUAUCAUUAUCCAUAUACCUAUUCGAUGCUGAAGGCCCACAUUUCCAAGCUGGAAGCAAGCCUUGCCACCAACGUAUACUACCAUAACCAGAUUCUCUGCUUCACGUCUCAUGGGAAUGAAUGUGAUAUUCUAACGAUCACCGAACGGCCAAAAACUGACGACCCGCAAAGCAUUAUUGCAUUUCGUAAAAGACCAUACAUUGUUUUGACUGCCAGAGUUCAUCCGGGAGAAUCAUGCUCGAGCUGGGUAACCAAAGGGAUGCUUGAUUUCUUAAUGGGUAACAACGAACUGGCCAUACGAUUAAGAGAAACAUUUAUUUUCAAGAUCGUUCCAUUCCUCAACCCUGAUGGUGUUAUAAAUGGCAAUCACCGCUGUUCUGUCUCCGGGGAUGAUUUGAAUAGACAAUGGAUUGCGCCAGACCCUGUCAAUCAUCCUACCAUUUAUCACAUCAAGGGUUUCAUUCAUUAUCUGAAUUCGAUCAACAAAUCGCCUUUGGUUUACUGUGAUUUCCACGGUCAUUCACGAAAGAAAAACGUCUUUAUGUAUGGCUGUAGUGUGGCUGCAACAAACGCUGCGAGGCAGCAAGGCAACAGUGAUACCGUUUAUUUCAACGGGGCUGAGGGGGAGCUGAAGACUGAGGCUAAUAAUUUGGAAGACGUCAAUGCGAACGUAGAUGAAGACACAGGGUACAAGGCUCUUCCAAGAAUAUUGAACGCCAUUGCUCCAGCAUUUUCAAUUCAAAGUUGCAAUUAUAUAAUGGAGAAAUCAAAGGAGGCCACGGCAAGGAUUGUGGUGUUCAAAGAACUUGGGGUUGUCAGAAGUUACACUAUGGAAUCGACAUAUUGUGGGGCAGACCAGGGUCCUUAUAAGGGAAAUCAUUUUGGGACACGCGAACUGGAAGAAAUGGGGAAGAAUUUUUGCAUCGGUCUUUUAAAACUAAGUCAGUCAUACAGUAUAAAACUGCGACAUGAAUAUUUCAGGGAGCCAUGUUUUAAUGCAGAAGAGAGAGACGACGAAAAAUCGGAUUAUAGCAUUAAAAUCGAGGGUGCUACAGCAGAAAGCAAUGGAGACUGAGAGCAAGCGGCAGGGUUCUUUGAAGACUCAACUUCCCACGACGACGACUUGAAGUUGUAAACAUUGCCUCGUGAGUAACGUUUCUGUUCAGCAUACUUCGGAUAUUAUUUGUAAGAUUUAGUUCAUUUAUGGUUCAAUAUCUAUGGUUUAUACAAAACAGUAAGCAUUUAAUUUUAUUCGCAACCGUUCAGCAGGAAUUUAAGUUUAGAAGUAAGUUUAAGACAGGCUAUUUAGGCCCUACCUGCACAGGUAUCGUCUUGCUUUGCGUACGAGAAAGCUCAAACUUUUGGUCUACCUACUUUCAGAUUGCACGAUUCUUCCUUUUACCGAUCUUCUAGCAUAUUGAUAAAAGAACAUGUUUAAUUUGCAAAAGAUUUAUACCAACAUAAUAUUUACAUAAAAAAUAAUCUUACCUCCUUCCCCAUGCUGGGAAAUCCCAUUUUAGCGGUUGAAUAAGGUGCAGCAAGGCUUAUAACAUUGAGAAUGGGGAUACUGUCAAAUAAAAUCGCUUUGAUUUUCUGACCGUGUCGCUAUUUAUGCAAUAUCGCUUAUAGAGCAAUAAGCUCAAACAAUUCUCCAAUCAUUGGAUGGUUUUUUUGUUGUUUUUUUAAUUAUUUGGGGGUAUAAAUACCUGGCUUCCUUGCACUUGCCAGCUCUCCUCGCCAGUUAUCCUUGCAAGUUAUCCCCGCAAGUUAUCCCCGCCAGUUAUCCCCGCCAGUUAUCCCCGCCAGUUAUCCCCCCAGUUUUCCUCGCCAGGUAUACUAAUCAGCUUAAAUAGCUUAGAAUCUUCAACGCCUGUGUAUUUUAAAAACGUUUGGUUUAUAUUAUUUUUGUAAGCGAUUAGAUAGAAAAAUCAAACAGCAAAUUACUAUGAUGCAUGAACAUACACUUUUAUACAUUUCAAUUUAGCAUAGAAUUUAUCAUGAUUUAGAAAGUUAGUUCCUUUUAA
Rhopilema esculentum is the source of this 5442-nucleotide messenger RNA. Lineage: Eukaryota; Metazoa; Cnidaria; Scyphozoa; Rhizostomeae; Rhizostomatidae. The record is from RefSeq and is a predicted model, not a curated record.